This is a messenger RNA of Cucurbita moschata (crookneck pumpkin), 2058 nucleotides long. RefSeq names its product SRSF protein kinase 1-like. NCBI's taxonomy places the organism in Eukaryota, Viridiplantae, Streptophyta, Magnoliopsida, Cucurbitales, Cucurbitaceae. The record is from RefSeq and is a predicted model, not a curated record. Gene Ontology annotation, biological process: spliceosomal complex assembly; protein phosphorylation; regulation of mRNA processing. The transcript is spliced from 4 exons. Bases 421 to 1752 code for a protein of 443 amino acids. Gene Ontology annotation, molecular function: protein kinase activity; ATP binding.
AUAUAGAUAGACAACUAUUCGAAGCGGGGGAAAAAGAUAGAACCACCCGCCACCAGCUGACGCAGGAGGACGGGAGGUCUGAAAAUCACAGAGAGUAAAAAGAGGGGAGGAGAGGGUUGUGGGGAAGGGCAGAGCAAUCAGCAAUCCCAAACCCCACCAAUUCAACCCUCCAUCAAAAUUUGUAGAACUUUACAGUCUAUUUGGUAUAUAUAACUUGUAAUUAUGUCUGAUUAGCCUUACAAACUAGCGAUUGUUUUACAAGGAAACUUCCCCCCUUUUCUCCCUUUAUUCUUUUUUCCUUCUAAUCCAAACCCAUCAAAGGAAUCAACCCAGGAGAGAGAUUCUAGCUUACCCAGAUCGAUCGAUCCCUUUCAAACCCUGAUCGGAUCGUUUCGGAUCGGCGUAAUUUGAGUGAACAACAUGUCGUGUUCGUCUUCAUCGGGGUCUGAGGAUGAUGAGGGAGUCGAUUCUUACAGGAAAGGAGGAUAUCAUGGGGUGAGGAUCGGCGAUCAUUUCGCUGGUGGCCGCUAUGUCGCUCAGAGAAAGCUCGGUUGGGGUCAGUUCUCCACCGUCUGGCUCGCCUAUGAUACUCGCACCUCUAAAUAUGUAUCACUUAAGAUCCAGAAAAGUGCUCCACAAUUUGCUGAAGCUGCCCGUCAUGAAAUCGAAGUUCUUUCGGCAAUUUCAGAUAGUGAUCCUUCAAGCUCUAAGUGCAUUGUGCAAUUGAUUGAUCAUUUUAAGCAUGCAGGGCCAAACGGGCAACAUCCGUGCAUGGUUCUUGAGUUUCUUGGUGAUAGCUUACUUCGGUUGAUCAAGUAUAACCGUUAUAAAGUUCUCGAGUUGAAUAAAGUCAGGGAGAUCUGCAAAUGUAUUUUGGUUGCUCUGGAUUAUUUGCACAGAGAACUUAGCAUUAUCCACGCUGAUCUGAAACCUGAAAAUAUUCUUCUAUUGUCCACCAUUGAUCCUACAAAAGAUCCUGUGAGGUCUGGACAGGCCCCUAUUCUUGAAAGACCCGAGGGGAACCCGAUUGGAGGAACCAUGAAUCUUAUUGAGAAGAAAUUGAAAAGAAGAGCCAGGAGAGCAGUUUCGAGGAUCUCCGAAAAACGAGCUUCUAUGGGAGGAGCAACCGCAAAGCCUGAUGAGAGAAAAUUAGAUGGCGUUGAUCUGAGGUGCAAGAUUGUCGAUUUCGGUAAUGCGUGUUGGGCAGAUAGGCAGUUUAUGGAAGAGAUCCAAACAAGACAAUACAGAGCUCCUGAAGUCAUACUGCAGUCCGGAUAUUCCUACCCGGUUGACAUGUGGUCAUUUGGUUGCAUUGCUUUUGAACUUGCCACAGGUGACAUGAUGUUUACCCCAAAAGGAGGACAAGAUUAUAGCGAGGACGAGGAUCAUCUUGCAUUGAUGAUGGAACUCCUUGGGAAGAUGCCUAAAAAGAUUGCAAUAGGAGGAGCUCGAUCGAAAGACUACUUCGACAGGCACGGGGACCUAAAAAGGAUUCGGAGGCUGAAAUUCUGGUCUCUCGAUAAACUGCUGGUCGAGAAAUAUAAACUUUCGGAAGCUGAUGCUCAAGCUUUUGCCGAGUUUCUCUGUCCCCUUCUCGAUUUCGCUCCAGAGAAGCGACCAACUGCUCAGCAAUGCCUGCAGCAUCCUUGGCUCAAUCCUAGGAACAUAGCUCAAAACGAAUUGAAGAAUAAAUCAGAGGUUGAAAAGGUGAAUGUUGGAAUGAGCAAACUCCAGAUUAGAGUGGGAAAGUGAAAGACUGGAUCGAUGACGACACCAUUCGACUGCAGAGCAACACUAUUUUCAGGUUCUUACUCUGUCUGAUCGUCGUCAAUUGUUUUGUUGUUUGAAAUGAUUUGAUUUUUUAUUAACUGAUAUACAGCAUGUAAAAAUUAGUAUUGUUUUUCCGAGAUCAUUGACCUAAGUGAGUGAAAUAUUGACUACGGAUAUAGAAACUGUUGGUGGGAUCAUGUGCUGUGCUCUAAAGCGCACCCAGAUGAUCACUGAUCUAUAUUUUCUGCUACAUGCUAUCAAUAUGUGAUUGCCUUCGCCUUCUCCCUA